Porites evermanni is the source of this 8107-nucleotide messenger RNA. The record is from the annotation of a GenBank genome assembly. Lineage: Eukaryota; Metazoa; Cnidaria; Anthozoa; Scleractinia; Poritidae.
AUGUCUUUUUCAGCUGUGGACGGUGGCUACACCGAAUGGACCAUUUCUGCAUGCAGUAAAACAUGUGGACCAGGUUAUAAGACAUUUCAAAGAACCUGUACCAAUCCCCCGCCAUCUAACGGUGGAAAGAACUGCGAUGACCUGGGAACGGCUAUGAAGCUAGUUCCAUGCAAUGAACAAGAAUGUAGUAAGUUCUUUGAUCGUGCUGAUUAUUGCUACGCUAUUCGCACUUUUGAGAUCAUUGUAUAUAGUAGCUGGUGUGGACAAUCUUUUGCAUUAGCUAGCAUUUUCUCCCCGAUAGCCUGUACUAUACAGAGGUAAAUUUCCAAGGAGUCAGUUUAGGUAAUUACACCAUUAAUCUUUCAAUAUUCUUCUAAAAAUGUUGUGGUCAGAGGCUCUCCCAACUUCGCAGGAACAAAACUUAGCCUAAAACGAGCCACUCGUCCUGAGAUUGUGAUGUAUACUGGCUAAUGUACAGAGAAAAUAAGGCUUUGAUAAUGGACAUUUCACCUUCUACCCUGCAAGCAGUAGCCUGCGAACGGCAGACGCAUUUCCGGUCGUCGCUUCUCUCCCUCCUUUUCGGAGGGAGAGGAGCGAUGACCGGAAAUGCGUCUGCUGUUCGCGGGCUAUACAAGCAGAGGCCAUUAAAUUUUUUCCGUGUAAGCUGGCGUUCUAAAAUCUAGCUUCUGCUCGCAGGGUAUUUGCCUUCCCGUCUUGGAAAUAUUUUGGGCUUUUAAACCUCUUUAUUAAAUAAAUUUAUUAUUGUAUUGUAUUGCAUUGUACUUAUUUAUUUAUUUAUUUAUUUAUUUAUUCAUUUAUCUUUUUACCAUAGAUUACUGUCCUACGAGGAAAAUGGAUAUCGCUAUCCUGGCUGACACUUCCUUAAGCAUGACGCCAACACAAAGAAGGACCCUUAAUAACCUGAUUAACCAGUUAAUUGACAAAUAUCCAGUCUCUGCUGAAGGAAACCAUUAUGGUUUUAUUACGUUCAAUCGUUACGCAAAAAUCCAAAGCGACUUUGAUACGCAACCAUACUACGAUCAACAGGCUCUUAAAAACCUGAUAGAGAAAGAAGUCAAUUCAGUUCCGGGUCCGAAACAGUGGGGAACUCGUUCAGAUAUUGCUUUACACAAGGCAGCGACAAAGCUGUUCACCAGCGAUGGUGGAGACAGGCCAGAUGCAGUAAAUGUUCUUCUGGUCUUUACUGAUGGCCUACAAUUUAUAACAAGAGAGGACAAAAAAAAGUUACCCUUUAAAAGCUUUUCAAAGAGCACCAGAACACUGGAAGUAAGUAGCGUUAGCUUGGUUUUCCUUUUUAUUGUUAGUCAUUAGUUUUACACUGCAAAUCAGAGAGAUCUGUUUUAGCCCUAAAAAUGGGACUUUUUCGGUGAGUAAAAUACAGUACUAUUUUUUUAGUCUAAUUUGGCUGCCUUAAAUCAGGACCAAUACAGUUUAAUUACCUGGCCGCGCUGAUUUGGACCCAAGAACUGAAAUUGAAUGGAAUAUCCUUUUCAUUGGGCUUUUUAAUUUUGGCUUUCAUUGUGCUCAAAUGGCUCCAGGAGUAGCCUCCCAUGCAGGCGUUUUUAGGGGAGCUCGUAUUUCUUCCCUCAGACUUUGGCCUGCAGGGCUGAAUUGGGACUUUGGGGCUGAAACAGAUCAUUUUAAUUUUCAUUGUCGAAAGCCCACUCUUUUAGUAAAGGCUCGUUGUUGCUCAAGUUCAUUGUUCGGAAGAUGUAGAGAUAUUUUAGCAGAUACUUCAAAAGCGAUUGCUGUCACUUGUGGAGUCUGUGUUGGGUGACUGUCAGGUGGGUUUUAGAGAAAAGAGAUGUACAGUGGAGCAAGAAACCUCAGAAUAUUGUGCGAAAAGCAAUUAUACAAUGAUGUGAAUGCUAUGCGCGCUGUGAUUGGUCCUUGUCCAGUAUCUAUAGGAGUACAGAUACACGGAUGACGUCAUGGGAAACUUGUUUCUUUGUUUUGUUCAAUAUUGCACGCGGUUUAAUAAUAAUAACCUUUAUUGAGAUGACUUUUUCAUAUAAAAUAUGGUUUUCAAAAAGGAUCUCAUAAAAUUUAAAAAAAUACAAAAUACACACAAUUCGCAACGACAUUAAAAAUCUAAAAUAUGUAAAAACUAGUAAAAUGUACAAGAUAUUAACUGAAAUUGAUUUAAAUUACAAAUUUAAAAAGAUUACGUUUAAAAAUAUUCAGAUUCACGGAUUGUCUGAUUGCCUGGCUAAGCGAGUUAAAAUCCUUGAUGGCAUGAAAUACAGUCCGUUGUUUGCCCCAAUUCCUCUUGACACUUGGAAGUCUGAGAUUCAGCUUAGUUCUGGUAUUAUAAUCAUGUUGUUCUUGCUGUCUUAUGAAGUUCACGUCAUGCUCAACGAGUCCAUUUAAACACUUAUACACAUAAAUAUUUCUUCUCGGAAAACGCCGUUUUCUAAUGGAACCCACUUAAGAGUGGCAAGCGCAUGCGUAGCAGAUGAAUAGAGAGGUCUGUCUAAAAUUAUUUUAGCAGCCUUAUUCUGCAAGACUUGCAAACUGGUCAUUAAGGAUACAUUAUGCUUGUCUCCCCAAACAAGGUCUGCAUAAUCAAAUAAAGGCAUGACAAGACUAUUGUAAAAAAGAAGACGCGCACUAAAUGGUAAUAAAUGCUUAAUGGGAUUAAGGAGACCAAGCCUUUGAUUAAUUUUGCCAGCAAUGUAUUCAACAUGAUUUGUCCAUGUAAAAUCAGAUGAUAUAAAAAUUCCAAGGUAUUUGAAGCUGUUGACAUUAUUUACAUUGUGGUCGAAGAUUGAUACUGUUAGAGCCGUUUUGCUUUCCAGUUUCCUAUAAUUACCUACAAGCAUACGUUUGGUUUUCUCGAGAUUCAAAGUUAGCUUGUGAUCGUUUAGCUAUUUCGCUACGGCCAACAAGUCGCGAUUUAGCUUCUCACUGAGCUCCUGGGAAGAUGAGCCGUAACAGUAAAUCACGGUGUCGUCUGCAUAGAGGGCAUUCCAGAAUGCUUGGCAGAUCAUUGACAUAAAUGAAAAACAACAAGGGGCCUAAUAUGCUACCCCGAGGCACCCCGUGAGUUACUGGCUACUCGUUAGACGUCUCAUUGCCACAAGAUGUACGCUGUUUUCGGUCAGUGAAAUAUGAACGAAACCAUUAAAGCGAAUUUCCAGACAAACCAUACGCUGAUAGCUUAGACAAUAAGAUCUGAUGAUUCACCGUGUCAAAAGAUUUUGUUAGGUCCAAAAACACGGCUCCACAUAGUCUCUGUUCCAUAUUGAGAUGGACUUUGUCGGUAAAGGAUGUCAGAGCAGAUAUGGUGUACAGCCUUCCGGAAUCCAAACUGUUUUCCUGAGAGGAGUUUAUUGGCAACCAGGAACUGGUAUAACUGUGUAUGUACAGCUUUCUCGAGAAUCUUGCUGCGUGUAGGCAGAAUAGAGAUAGGUUGGUAGUUUGAUGCAUUUGUCCGGUCCCCUGACUUAAACAGGGCUCUAAUUUUAGAACAUUUCCACAAUAUAGGAAAUUUACCAGUUUUAAUUGAUAGAUUCAGUAACUUAGUAACAGAUAGUGCAAUCGUAUGAGCAGAGUUUUUGAGCAAUCUUGCACUAAUUUUGUCCAAGCCGAUCGCCUUGUUUGUCUUCAGAGCGAGGAGCUGCUGAAGCACAAACGAUUCCUCUAAUUCAGCCAACUGUAACUGCGACUUCGGCAAAAUACAGCUCGGCCAAGUAGUUGUUAUUUUAUCAGCCAAUCGCUUACCAAUAGACCCAAAAAUCUGUUCAUUGCUGAAGCAAUAGAUGUAGGUGUAGUGUGCUGAAUUCCAUCAGAAAUAAUGCACUGAACACUUCCUGAAGUAGAGUUGCGAGAACAAACUUCAUUGACCGCAUUCCAAACCUUUUUCGCAUUCCCUUUGGCAUCCUGAAACAAGUCACAGUAAUACUUCGUCUUGGCAGAUUUAACUAAGCAGUUGAUCUUGUUUCUCAGUUUUCUAUAGGUGUUCCAGUGUUGAGAGAGUUUGAUUUCCGCGCCUUUCGAUGAAUCCAGUCUCGGUUUUGAAAAUGUUUGUGAGAUUAUUUCGGAUUAAGCAAGUGAAAGCCUCGAAAAAUUUUUAGAAGGACCUAUUUACAAAGAAAAAAAUUAACAAAAGGAGUCUGUGUCAAAAAGGGCUCUUUGACAACUCAAAAAUUGGAAUGCCUAAACUACAAGAAAUCUUCCCAACCGUUACCUUUGUGUGUCCUAGCUAUGAGAGAUUCGCUGUUUUGCAAAAUGUUUUCGCCAUUAUUCUGCUUCAAGCAAGAAAAGGUGCUUGUGGAGUCUAAGAGCUUUUCUCUUCCUUCUUAAGUAGCUUUUCUGAAACCAGCUAUGCAGCUGUAAAAAUCUCUACAAUCACCCUUCAGUUACGUCUGCAAGGGUAUAAAAGGAAAUUAUAUCGCCAGUGCCGGCUCCUUUUUCCUUCUGAAUCCCAUAUAUACGUGCAGUCCCAACGUUCGGCCAACUUGUUUUGUAACACGGCAGUACAUUUGAUACCAAUGUGGUCAGCCUCUCGUCUUUCCUGGGCUGGCUUCUUGGUGGAAAAUAGUUGCACACCAAAAAGCGUCUAUACAGAAAACCUAAUUUUCGAUCCAGUUUCAUAAAGCGUAAGAUUUUGCAAUGUAGAUUCCCCUGACACUUUGAUUUGAGGCAGUGGCGUAACCGCUGUUGUCUAAUCUUUUUAAUUUUCCCUGUCCUCUUCCGUUUCCUCUUCCCAAAAACUUGUAAUCAGAUUCUACACCUUGACGGUUUUCUUUGUUACCCAGGAGAAAGGUGUAAGCAUCACUGUCGUUGGAAUAUUUGGGAAAAAGUGGAAGGAUCAAGAUGUCCGACAAAAAAUGGAAAAGAUGGCAGGCAACAAAGGACAAGUGAAUAUGUUCCCGGAUUUUGAAACCCUGGCCACACAUUUUGACGAGGUGUUAGCAGUUUUAUGUCGUAAGUGUUCAGUUUUUUUGUUAAUUUUUUUUUAAUAACUGAAUUUAUGCUCACAAUGAGUGGCCCAAAGGUAUGAUUGACAGUGUUUUGCUGUGCUCGCGCUAAUCACGCAAUUGAAAUCUUGCCAAAGCAAAUCUUGCUUUUGCGAGUUAAAAAUUGUACAAGUUUACCGCUAUAUGUUCAAUCAUUUGUAACUGCGGCUGGAGCGUAAAACAAAUCUACGAACAUUGAAUCCGAUGAUAUUUAUCUGCAAAACAAGAAAUAUAUUACGCGUACGGUAGCAAAUAGUAAUUAUUUCUCUUUUAAUCAACGCUCUUUACAAAGAGUUUUGCUUCUUUUUGUGUGACGGUCAGAAACUGCGAUACAAAACUAAAUUCGUUUUUGAGAUGAUAUUAUGACCUCAGCUGGUAAUGACGGCGUUCAGGGAAAAUUCUCGAAGAUGGGGUUAUGCACUGAACCCUAGACCUCGUCUCGGGAUUGGAUGACUGUCUUUGGUUUAAACGAGCAACAUUUCAUUAAGAAAGAAAAUCUAACGAAUUUGUGUGCCCUUUUCAGCUGUGGACGGUGGCUACACCGAAUGGACGAUUUCUGCAUGCAGUAAAACAUGUGGACCAGGUUAUAAGACAUUUGAAAGAACCUGUACCAAUCCCCCGCCAACUAAUGGUGGAAAGAACUGCGAUGAACUGGGAACGGUUAUGAAGCUAGUUCCAUGCAAUGAACAAGAAUGUCGUAAGUUCUUUGAUCGUGCUGAUUAAGAGCUAGGCUAGCUGGUAACGGCCAAAACAUUUAUUUUAGGGAAUAAGUAGGACGAGACUAUUUUGCAACAACCCGUAAUUCCUUCUUUGGCCAUCUGGAUCAUCUUUCAAACAAAUUGAAGCUGCAACGCCCAGAAAAAAAAAAACAAGAGGAAGAAAAAUCCGGGAAAGAGGAUAGAAUAGAGCGAGAGAAUGAAGCGCAUGUCCAAAGCAAAGGCAGCAUAGGACUCAACAUUUGGGUAUUUUUCUACCUCGUCCCAGUCGCUGGCGAUAACAUUUUCAGUGGGGGAUAUUUGAGUUAACUGUUAAGGAAAACGAAAACGAAAGGAUUGAUGAGCUGCAUUGGGUCCACAUGUCAAAAAUCAGAAGGGUUUAAAUUACUGCCAUCUCUCUUACCCCCAAUUUACAACGCCAAAUUACAAUUGCUCCAUGAAUUAUUAUAUUUCGCUUUAUGAUGCCUUGUCUUUUUUAAGUUGUAUUAAUUUUGCGGGAAUAAUAAUGCUGAUAAUAAUACGGUAAUGUCAUCUACUUUCUGAGAAGUACGUAUCUGCAAUAAAACAAAUAUCUGUUUUUAGUAAAAUCCAACUAGUGGCGAGUCUAUCAUCAAUGCUGCGUUCUGAUUGGUUGAGCUACUACUAGACUAUAUGUUAUAGCCCACUAAUAGCGAAAAGCGCCGGAUUUUUGGCGACAAAAAGGAUUAAAGUCUUGCUUUAAGUUUUUUGGUGUCGAUAUUUUUGACAACUGGCUGAAUUUUACUAAAACAAUUAUUCCUCUCGCUCUCAUUGCCUCUGAGUCAAUAGCCCAUGAGGCCUUCGGCCUCAUGGGCUAUUGACUCAGAGCCCAUUCGGGCUCGAGAAAUAAUUGUUAAAUAUCCUGAAACUAUGACAAGAAACAGACUAAAAUUUUGAAGAAAGUCUACGCGGAGGUAUGCGGCUGUUAAGAACAUAGAAAUAUUUGGAAUGAAUAAUACAACAAUUAUUGAAUUCGGCUUUCGUAUAAUGUGAAAAACUAUGCAGACCUGCCAGGGUGUAUAACAUUCUCCUCGAUCUGCAUAAUUCUUUACAUAAUACUCGGUGAAAUAAAUAUAAUGUCAAGCUACGUCCGUUUACAGAACCAGCAUGCAGUGCCGGACUUGACAUUGGAAUCGUUCUGGAUAAAUCUAUGAGCAUCCAGAAAAAAGACAUUAAAAAAGUCAUCGAAUUCCUAAAGGGGCUGGUGAAAAAGUUUAACCCGGCUGCAGAUAAGGAUCACUUUGGUCUUAUCACGUUUAACAAGCAGGCAAACUUGGUGUUUGACUUUGCAAGUUCAGAUUACUACAAUAUGAACCAGCUCUUGAACAAGAUAAGUCGGGAACCCAAAACACGUAAAUGGGGAGCUCGCACUGACCUUGCUUUGGAAAUGGCGCGGGACAAGCUGUUUACUGUGGCCGGAGGAGACAGAUCAGACAAACCCAACGUUCUGUUAGUCCUGACUGAUGGAAGACCCUACGGUUUGCCAAAAAAUAAAAAUUUUGAAGAAUUUUCAAAAAACAUAGCUGAGGAUUUCAAGGUAAGUACCCCUCGUUCUUUCGCUUAGAGCGCCCCUCUAAUGUUACAUUUGAGGCUACAGUGGAACCUCGAUAUAACGAACCUUUAUAUAACGAAGUCCUCGGUAUAACGAACGAUUUUCUUUACCCUAGUAAUAGUAAAAUGUAUGGAAAAGAACCUCGAUAUAACGAAACCUCUUUAUAGCGAAAAAUUUUUACCAGUCCCUUGGCCCUUCAUUAUAUCGAGGUUCCAUUGUAACUUAGGAGUCUAACCUUUUCUCUCAACGAGUGAGACGAAAGGCUAAUAUAAUAAAAGUGUAGUGUCAGUAACAUGUAAGUUAGCUUUGUUUGAAGUUUCGCUAUAUCACGAAGGUAAUUAAUUGAAUUAACCUACUUUCAAGUAUUAUGUAUCAUCAGUUGUAUAAAGCACGAAUUAAAGUACUAAUUGAAGCACUUUUUUUACAAAGCAUGAUUUCGAAAUGGAGUCUGGAACGUCUAGCCACUUCCAGGGCAAUUUUUCUGUUAUGCAGUUCCUCAGUAUUUGCCCGGUUCCGAGGAUGGAAACCGAUAUGUUGUGUGGUACUCAGUUCAAUGGUCUACCCACUGAUCCAACCCUCCCACCGUUAAAAUUAAGCUUAACUGUUUAUAUUGCCCUUACUUAUAAACUAACCGACUGUUGUUGCUCAAUCCGACUAUCAUGUCUCUGAUUUAGAGGAAAGAUGUAUUCGUAAUAGCCGUUGGCUUUGGUAAAAAGAUAGACAAGGGCACUUUGCAAGCAAUAGCAGGAGAAGGGAAACCUGUGUUUCAGGCAAAGGACACAAGCCAACUCGAAGGAAUGAUUUCUACAAUCAAAUCACUUACCUGUUCUGGUAUGUUG